Molecule: messenger RNA, 976 nt
Organism: Aspergillus versicolor CBS 583.65
Lineage: Eukaryota; Fungi; Ascomycota; Eurotiomycetes; Eurotiales; Aspergillaceae
Exons: 4
Coding region: 383-976 (197 amino acids)
Source: RefSeq, a predicted model, not a curated record
CUAAAAUAGAACAGAUCCAUUCCCUUGUCUUCUGAAACUGGCCUCAAUAAUUUCUCCAGAGUUAAGUGCCGUGUUGAUGGAUGCAGAAUUCACUUUAUUGCUGGAUCCCUCACUCUGGGUUGGCUUAAGAAGGCCUUUAAAAAUCCCUCACUUGCUCCCACUUCUCUAGAGAGAGAUUGUGUUAUUCUAACUUCUCUCACUUCUCUUCUCCCUCCACCUUCAGUAAUAUUUCCACUCUCUCCCACAACCUCGCUUUAUCAAACACACAACUACCUUCCAUCUCUCAUUCCACAAGACACCCAUCGUCCCCUACGAUAUAGCGACAACAAUCCAAACAUCUUUCUACAUCUCAAUCCAUACCCCAUCGCCAAAAUCAAACAGCAUGGCGUCAAACAAUGAUUCAAACAACACCGGCAACUCUGAUGACCCCGCCUCUCAGGACGCCCGCUUCGGACAGAGCACCAUAACUAACAAUGAGCAGGCUGACAUCUCUGGUGUGGGCGAAGCCCUCGGAUACACCAAUGUCAACUCUGUUGGAAACCGCUUCCGUAAGAUGCGUGACAAGUACGGUUUUACCGGACUGGAAUGCACUAAUGGGAGCGGAAUUUCCAUGAAGGAGAAGCCAUCUUCUCCAAAGAAAGAUGCCGAUGGCCCUGAUAAACCCACUAAGCGUCGUCCUGGAAGACCCCCGAAGAAAGACACCCCACGCAAGGGUGCAAAGAUAUCGACUGCUGAUCCGAUGCCUGCCACUGGGCCUGUUGCUAAGAAUGGAGAUGGCACCGAAGAGGGGAAUAAUGAUGAUCAGUGGUCCAAAAGCUACUAUUCACUCUCGCUUGAUUUGAAGGAGAUGACAAGCUUACUUGAAUAUUUGGGUUACGAAGGCGUUGGACUGACAGAGUUCGAGGGCCAUAAUCUAACCGCUGGAUAUUGGGAUGAUACAACGGAGGUGGAAUUAGGUAUCAAUGCCACAGGAUGA